UGGGACAUCUGCACGGUUCUCAGUUGGAAAUUAGAGAGACACUACGGCCGAAUACUACGAUUAACAAGCGGUCAUCAUGAAGCUCGCUAUAGUCUGCGUUCUCCUUUCCGUCUUCUGUCUUAGCCAGGCCCUACUGUUUGACGACCUGUUUGGCCCCGGUCCCACCCACUGUGUGACGGACGGCGACUGUGGAGAUGGCUGUUGUUUAUUUGACGGACGUCGACACACGUGCUCUCACCGAACCAUCGGGUACCUCCAACGCUGUCAUCUCAACGGUCAUGAAUAUUCAUCGUGCGGUUGUACCGACGGUUAUCACUGCGAGUCUCUGGAUCAUCUGAGUCUCGCUAUUGAGUCAUCAAACAUUCCAGCCGGAUAUGGGGUCUGUGAACAUGGCGUCGGCAACCGAACAACGACAGCAGCGCCACUCAUCGCCGUAGAACAGGGUUAAACGACGACAUUUUGAAAUCAAUAUCAAUGUCUAUUGAAUCAAAGUUGUGAAUAAAUUGUUAUCAUAUUCGUGUAUGGGAGACACGAGUUUCUUACUAUUA
Mizuhopecten yessoensis (Yesso scallop) is the source of this 548-nucleotide messenger RNA. RefSeq lists its product as uncharacterized. The record is from RefSeq and is a predicted model, not a curated record. Lineage: Eukaryota; Metazoa; Mollusca; Bivalvia; Pectinida; Pectinidae. Bases 77 to 448 code for a protein of 123 amino acids. The transcript has 3 exons.